AUCAUUGGUCUCAAGUUGCAGCCUGGUAGUUGAGAUCAGUGAUUAUGGACGUUAUUGAAUCACUGAUCUCAAGUACUGCAACAGGGUUGGUUGCAGGAUGGUACUUCAGUGAUUAUGGACAUUAUAUCAGUGAUUAUGGACAUUAUUGAAUGGCUGCAGCCUGGUAGGCCUACUUGAGAUCAGUAAUUUAAUAACGUCCAUAAUCGCCGACACGGUGGUUAAACGGCUUUGAAUCCUACCCCUCCCCAGUGUACGUAGUGGGCGCUCAGCCAUGGUUCUUCUGUUGACUGAACGGCUGGUUUAGCGGCUCAUCACAACAGGGGCCAGGGCUUUUUUGUUUAAACAGGUGAACGCUCCUCACCUGCGGGUUGAGGCAACCGCUAGUGGCGUGGUCUACACAUUGUGGUGUCCCCUUUUUUAGAUGGGGCACAAGUUCCAUCGUUUGUUGUCGUGACUGAGACACAUUUUAGGUGUAGUUGUUUGCAUCAUGUCGAACAAGAAUAUAUAUUGAUUGACCCGUAUUGACAAUGUACAGUUAUCAAUAACUGUAAGUAAUUAAGUUAUGUCGCAUCGAAAGGUCCCAAAAGUUCCGACCCAUGACGUCACUGUAGGUAUAGACUCAGAUCUCUCUUCCCCCUCAAGGUGAUCGGUAUUUGCGGUCUUCUAGUCCUAAGUUGGGGGUCACUAAUUCUCCCCAUGCUCCCGGCGGUAUGAACCUGAGUGCGGAUGGUGAAAGGCGGCCUUUGAGAGAGACAUUGGAGGCUUCUUACGUUUCACUCCAUCCUCCAGGUCCGUGUCAUCAUCAUCUUCAUCAACAGGCUCCCUGCACAGGGCCCAUCCAAGCCAAUCACAAGCCGCACCCAGCUAAGCCAAUCAGGGGACAUGGCAGGAAAAAUACCCAAAGAGGAGCUGGAGGACCUGAGAGAAGCCUUUGCGAGAGUUGACCUGGACAGCAACGGCUCCAUCUCAGCCUUCGAGCUCCACGACCUCUUCAAGGAGGCCAACCUGCCUCUGCCGGGGUUCCGGGUCCGGGAGAUCAUCCAGAGGCUGGACCGCAACAACGACAACCUGAUCAGCUUCGACGAGUUUGUGUCGAUCUUCCAGGAGCUGAAGAAUGGAGAGAUCGCCAAGAGCUUCAGGAAGGCCAUUAACAGGAAGGAGGGGAUCCUGGCCAUCGGGGGAACCUCUGAACAGUCCAGCGAGGGAACUCAGCACUCCUUCUCUGAGGAGGAACGCUUUGCGUUUGUGAACUGGAUCAACUCUGCCCUGGAGAAAGACCCUGACUGCCAGCACCUGCUGCCCAUGGACCCCACCACGGAGGCCCUGUUCGGGGCCAUGGGGGAUGGCGUGCUGCUCUGUAAGAUGGUGAACCUGUCCGUGCCAGACACCAUCGAUGAGAGGACCAUCAACAAGAAGAAGCUGACACCGUUCACCACGCAGGAGAACCUGAACCUGGCUCUGAACUCGGCCUCGGCCAUCGGUUGUCACGUGGUGAACAUCGGAGCUCUGGACUUGAAGGAGGGCAAACCCCACCUGGUUCUGGGUCUGCUCUGGCAGAUCAUCAAGAUCGGCCUGUUCGCCGACAUCGAGCUCAGCCGGAACGAAGCCCUCGCUGCUCUACUCCGGGACGGGGAGACCCUGGAGGACCUGAUGAAGCUGUCCCCAGAGGAGCUGCUCCUCCGCUGGGCUAACUUCCACCUGGAGAACGCCGGCUGGCAGAAGAUCUCCAACUUCAGCGGUGACAUCAAGGACUCCAGGGCGUACUUCCACCUUCUGAACCAGAUCUCCCCUAAAGGCACGGAGGAGGACCAGCCGCGCAUCGACAUCAGCAUGGCCGGCUUCAGCGAGAAGGACGACCUGAAGCGGGCGGAGAUCAUGCUGCAGCAGGCCGACCUGCUCGGCUGCCGUCAGUUUGUCACGCCCACCGACGUCGUCAGCGGCAACCCCAAGCUCAACCUGGCGUUCGUGGCCAACCUCUUCAACAAAUACCCGGCGCUCACCAAGCCUGAGGGGGAGGACAUCGACUGGGGACUGCUGGAGGGUGAGACACGAGAGGAGAGAACCUUCCGGAACUGGAUGAAUUCCCUGGGGGUGAACCCACACGUCAAUCAUCUCUACGGGGACCUUCAGGAUGCGAUGGUCAUCCUCCAGCUGUAUGAGAAGAUCAAGGUUCCUGUGGACUGGAGCAACAAGGUCAACAGACCCCCGUACCCCAAGAUCGGGACCAACAUGAAGAAGCUGGAGAACUGUAACUACGCGGUGGAACUGGGGAAGUCUGCCAAGUUCUCCCUCGUGGGCAUCGGAGGUCAGGACCUGAACGAUGGGAACGCCACCCUGACGCUGGCGUUGGUCUGGCAGCUGAUGAGGAGGUACACCUUGAACGUUCUGGAGGACCUGGGAGACGGGCAGAAGGCCAACGAUGACAUCAUCGUCAGAUGGGUGAACAGCACCCUGGCCGAUGCUGGGAAGACGUCAAAGAUCAACAGCUUUAAGGACCGGGAGAUCAGCAGCAGUCUGGCCGUGGUGGACCUCAUAGACUCCAUCCAGCCCGGCAGCAUCAACUACGACCUGGUGAAGACCAGCGACCUAUCGGACGAGGAUAAACUGGAGAACGCCAAAUACGCCGUUUCCAUGGCGAGGAAGAUCGGCGCGCGGGUCUACGCCCUUCCUGAGGACCUGAAGGAGGUCAAGCCCAAGAUGGUGAUGACGGUGUUUGCCUGCUUGAUGGGCCGCGGGAUGAAGCGGGCGUAGACGGGCCGUGACCCCUGACCCCGUGACCACCCCCUCUCCCACCCCCUCUCCCUCUCUUUGACGGAGCGCCCCCCACGACCAGGAAGGAUAUGGAUGAUGUCAGGGUGGCGGACAGCAC
This is a messenger RNA of Gadus chalcogrammus (walleye pollock), 2869 nucleotides long. Its product is annotated as plastin-3-like. Gene Ontology annotation, biological process: actin filament network formation; actin filament bundle assembly. Gene Ontology annotation, cellular component: cytoplasm; actin filament; actin filament bundle. The transcript has 16 exons. The record is from RefSeq and is a predicted model, not a curated record. Bases 883 to 2751 code for a protein of 622 amino acids. Lineage: Eukaryota; Metazoa; Chordata; Actinopteri; Gadiformes; Gadidae. Gene Ontology annotation, molecular function: actin filament binding; calcium ion binding.